GUCAGAUUACCUGGUUUGGCUAUGAAAGUCCUCGCAGUUUCUGGGACUACAUUCGAGUAGCUUGCCGAAAAGUCUCUCACAAUUGCAUCUGCAGUAUUGAGAACAUGGAGAAUGUCGGUUCUUCUAGAGCUAAGGGUCGAGCCUGGAUCAGAGUAGCACUUAUGGAAAAGCAUUUGUCUGAAUACAUUUCCACAGCUCUGAGAGACUUCAAAACAACCAGGAGAUUUUAUGAGGAUGGAGCAAUUGUUCUUGGUGAAGAAGCAAAUAUGCUUGCUGGUAUGCUGUUGGGACUCAAUGCAAUUGAUUUCAGUUUUUGUCUGAAGGGUGAGGGAUUGGAUGGCAGCUUUCCAGCUGUCAUAGAUUAUACACCGUACUUGAAGUUCACCCAAAGUUCUGACAGCAUCAGCAGUGAUGAAGAAGAGCUAAGAACGCUGGGCAGUAGUGGCAGUGAAGGCAGUACUCCAGAGAACAUUGGUCCUCCUUUCAUCACGGAUGAAAACAGUUGGUACAACAAAUGCAAAAGGGUAGAACAGAAGUACCGGCUUGCGUUGGAACAGAAGGGUUACCUUGAAGAAUUGGUACGACUCAGAGAAAACCAGCUAUCAGAAUCUGUCUCACAGAAUAAACUGCUGCUACAAAGAAUUGAAGAUAUGGAUCUAGCCCAUAAAAUGGAGAAGGAACAGCUGGAAUACAUCAUUGUGGAACUGCAAGACCAGUUGACUGUGCUAAAAAAUAACGACUUGAGAUCAAGACAAGAAUUAACUACUCACCUCACCAAUCAGUGGCCUUCCCCAGGAGCUCUGGAUGUCAAUGCUGUUGCCUUGGACACUCUACUCUAUAGAAAGCACAAUCAACAAUGGGAUGAGAAAAGUUUUCAAAGUCUGGACCAGCUUUCAGCAGAAGUUAGUCUUUCUCAAUCCUCUCUGGAUCCAGGUCACUCACAGGAUGGGAAGCAGGAUGGAAUGAGCUUGUUAAAUGAAGGAAAGGAAGACACUCCAUCACUGCUUGGUCUUUGUGGCUCUCUUACAUCAGUAGCAAGCUAUAAAUCUCUCACAAGUCUGAAAUCGAGUGAAUAUCUUGCAAGUCCCACAACAGAGAUGACAAGUCCAGGAUUAACACCAUCCUGAGAUACUUACGAGAAGGAAGAGCUUUGUGUCAUAUGCUUUUGGUUUGUGUUCCAUAAAACGACUUGCAAUGAAGACUACUAGUUCUGAGUUAAAAAAUAAGCUGCUUUAUUUUUUCUUUUCACGGUUACCCAUUUAUUUCACAAAUUCUGUCAGUUUUCAUUCAAACUUCUUUUUCCUGCAGAGGACUUUUCAGAUUUUCUAUUUUAGGUCUUGAAAUAUUUAAAGCUCUUGGUCAGGUACAGGACAUAUAAUCUGAUGCUUAUGACUUAUUUUUAAAAUGAAACAGUUGGAAAUCAGUUCCCUACUUAACUGCC
This is a messenger RNA of Leptosomus discolor (cuckoo roller), 1441 nucleotides long. The record is from RefSeq and is a predicted model, not a curated record. NCBI's taxonomy places the organism in Eukaryota, Metazoa, Chordata, Aves, Leptosomiformes, Leptosomidae.